AUGACGGACCCGAUUCAACGCGACUGGAACGAAAUGCGCUUUCACAUUCACGACUAUCUUCAACAAGCGUACGAUCAAGGACUUAACCAGGAAAAUCCUUGGUUUGCGGAGAUUGACGAGCUACUACAGCGCUUUCAUCAAUACCACCAACGAUAUCUAUCACAAACUCUUGAUCAGGAAACAAUCGAGCACGAAAUGGUCGGCGCCCGAAAUAUUUAUAUGAGAAUUAUUCGCGAGCUGUCACAAAGAGGAUAUAUAUCCCAGCUUCAUCUCACAAUGGGUGACCACGUGGUUUUCUGGGUGGAUGUUCUUAAUCGCAUCAAAUUUAUCCACGAGGCAUUGGACAUUAUCAAAAUUGGGGAAAGCCGAGUCGUCGAGGAUGACGCCAAAACACUCAUCAAUCAUUGCACGUUUUUGAUAGAGAGAUUUGGAAACUGUUGCUUUUCAGCAGCAGAGCACGCGCAAUGCACGAAAUUCUUGGAGCUGGCCGAAGAAAACUUAUGGAAGUUGAGCCAGCAAACUGAAUUCUAUGCAAUCGUCUCGAUGAAUAUCCGUGCAAAUGACGAAUUUAACCGUCGCGUUCAGCAGGAAAACCAAGAAGGAGACGAAAUGGAGAAUACUCCAAUUUUCACUUACGACAUGUCGGACCAGGAGAAAUUCUUGGCCGUUUGGAAUCAGUACUAUCCACAUAUUAUGGCGUGUAGCUUUCGAGUCGGUUGCUGUCAGAAGUUUGGGAAUGUCUCGCAUUAUCAAGCCCUUAACGGUAUUCUUUUCCGUCUUCAAUGCAUUAAUUCUACAUUCUUGGAGCAAAUCACAAACCCCAUACCAUUCGACGAGUUUUAUACCAAGUAUAACAUGACACUUCUUGUCAAUCUUGGCUCAUGCGUUCACGAAAUUGAGCAGAUCAGCGAGCAAAUCAACAAUGGAACCUGA
Caenorhabditis bovis is the source of this 933-nucleotide messenger RNA. NCBI's taxonomy places the organism in Eukaryota, Metazoa, Nematoda, Chromadorea, Rhabditida, Rhabditidae. The record is from the annotation of a GenBank genome assembly.